AUGACCGACAUGCGUUGUUGUGUCAAUGCCAUCGCGUCAUCGCAAUUCCAACGAUCCGCCGUGUCGCCACUCGCCAUGGCCGGCUCUCGCUCCUCCCAACGAUCCACCGUCUCCUCGCGCUCCACCACCCCGCACGCCGCAUCUUCCGGCACAAACUCCGGCGCCAAUUUCGGCGGAUCCUCCGCUUCCGCGUCCCCAUCCUUCCUCUCCCGCGCGUUUCCCGCUCUGGCCGCGUCGGUUCUCGCGCUAACGGCCGUCGUCUUCGCGAUCACCUACUCGAGGCCGUCGCUUGGGCGAUGCGACUUACUGCAGCUGCAACUACUGGGACGAAAGGGCGAUGACCUGGGGAAGCACCUGAAAGUGCUGGAGAAGCAGAUGAAUUACAACAAAAAGCUCGUGGGUGUGCUACAGGCAUCGCUCGCAAAGCUGACGGCUGCUGACUCAGCAGUUGCAGCAGAGCCGGACACGUCAGCGCCUGCUGACACGGCAAUCCCUUCGAACGCCAGCACGCGCCAGCUGGUCGAGCUGGCAGCACGACAGGUGGCGGAUGAAGUCCGGGCAUCAAUGGAGGAAACAGACCUUGCGCGUUUGCGGGAUGUUAUCGGUGCUACAGUGCGCAGAACAGGCAAGUGGACCGCCGCCCUUGCCGCCCGCUCCUGCCCGCAAUGCCCCGACUGCUCCCUCACUCCGCCGUCCACAAUCGGGCCGGUCUGCACUGCGCCGGGAUUCGUCAACUGCAGCUGCCCGAGCGGGCAGUCGGGCAGGCUUAAGUUUCCGAAGCGGACCGAGAAGCCGCUGUGCACGGACGGCGCGUCGCCGGGCAGGUGGAAAAGCUACAGCCAAUGGGAGGCCGACAACUGUCAGUACCGAGAGAUUUCGACAGACAGCCUUAGGGAAUGCCUGAAAGGGAAAUGGAUACACUUUUUUGGAGACUCGCUGUCGCGGUUACUGGCAAAUGAAUUUGCGAGGCAGUGUGGGAUGCAGCGUAGGUCGUGGGAUGGUGACAAGGCAAGGAGCACGUUGCUGGAUACCAGGGCGGAUCAACAGGUGGCAGAGGGGGGGAACGGAGGCGGUGGGGGAAGGAGGAGGAGACUGGCAGGUGGUGUGAUGCUAGAGGGAAGAGGAGGUAGAGGAGGCGGAGGAGGAGGAGGGGCGGUUGAUGCUGGUUGGUUAAAUGGGGGGGCAGGUGGGGGUGAGAGAGCAGCAUAUGGGGACUGGGAUGGAAUGGAGGGAGGGGAGAUGGAGGAGUGGGAGGUGCCUCAGGAUUUGAGAAGUGAACGAGAGGAGGAGAGUGUGGGAGAGGACGAGAGGAGGGUGGGCGGCAGGAGGCGGCUGCUUAUGUCGCGGGACGAGUGGCCGCGAGUGACUUAUCUGUUUCGAGGGAAGAUGGCACAUCAGCGGCACCCGGAGGAGAACGCCACAGAGGAGCGGGAUCUGAACAACAAGUUCCUGGAGUCGUUUAAGCAGCCCGGGGGGCAGCAGCCUGACUUCCUCAUCAUGAGCAUUGGGGCGCAUGAGGUAAUAGGGUGGAAUCGCCGCCCCCCGCCUGACCUGGAUGUAGCCACGUUCAAGAAGGACACGGAGGAGCUGCUACAGCUGCUACGAGGGAGCUAUAACCGGGAUAAGGGCAUGCUGCUGUGGUGGAAGGCGCACUACAUCUGGCCAGGCAAGGUUACUGGACAAGACUAUUUCACCGUGCGGCAAUACCAUGAAAUAUAUCAAGAUUAUUCGUACAAACGAUUCCAGGAGGAAGGCUACACUACAGCAGAUUUCUAUCAGACCACAGAGGAUCGGCCGGAGCUUAUAUGGAAGCCAGAUGGAGUACACUACGGCUCUGAAGCUUUGGCUGUACACUCCAAGAUUCUAGCUAACAUAUUGUGCAAUAAAAAAUAG
This is a messenger RNA of Closterium sp. Yama58-4, 1893 nucleotides long. NCBI's taxonomy places the organism in Eukaryota, Viridiplantae, Streptophyta, Zygnematophyceae, Desmidiales, Closteriaceae. The record is from the annotation of a GenBank genome assembly.